UGGGGUGGGUCUAAUUGAUGGGAAUCUUGCUUCCCCUCUCUCUCUGCUUCCCUCUUUCCCCCUUACCUCCCCCAGACCAGUGACCACCCAGCACAAGAAAAUAGUCCUUUCCUCUUAGUGAUAGGCUGAACCCACCUUCUCCCAGUUCCCAGUUCUGCCAUUGGAGAUCCCCUGCCAGUAACUUGCUUUGUGAACGGUGGCUGCUCAGAAAGAGGGCCUCAGUUUCCCCAUCUGUGCAAGAAGUGGGUUGGUCAGUUGAUUUCUCAGGGCUCUUACAACUCUGCAGUUCUUGAUUCCAAGCUUUACUUAAAGCCUGAGCAUCAACCGUAUGCCAGUCCCUGACCUGGGCUGGAGGGGAGGACAGCAGUAGCCAAAAGAGCACCUUUCACCCAAAGAAAAAGACAUCUUGGUUCAGUGGAGGGGGCUGUGGGAGGAGAUGCCACUCAACCUGACCUUGCAGAGUCAGAGAGACCAGUGUAAGAAAACACACAGAGGCAAGAGUGUGGGGACAGGCUGGGGGAUCAAGUAGCAGCCCCCUGUGGUUGGUGGAGGGAAGUGGGCAGGGAAGAUAGGCUGAGGUGAUCCAGGUGGGGGUCUGUUGGUAAGUGUCAGUAGAGGGUGCUGUGUAAAGUAGGACAACCAGGACCCCCCUCUCGCAGUGGGAGUGAUUUUGGAAGCAUUCAACCCAAGCAGAAUUUGGAAUACAGGUGCCAUGUGAAGUGUGGAGAUCUGUUCUGGAGUCAGGGAACUCAGUGUCCACACUAGGGACUUCCUUGGGUAGAAGUCGAGGAUCAAGGAAUGAAUGACAUGACUUUCUACAUCUUUGAGGGAUUUUUUUUUCAAGAGGACAAGAUCCUGCUAGGCGACCUGCCUCUACUUGCCAAACACUUGUCAUUCACUUAACCAUCCCCAUCCUGGCCUGCUUGUUGUGAGUACAAGGAAGAAUUCUUGUUCCAGACUCUUCUACCAGCCUGGCUUAUUGCCUGACAUGUCACCUUCCUCCAACUAUCACCUUGUUCCUGUCCUCCUUCUCCCCCCAUCCUCCCUGAGCAUUAUUAGAGACUCUAGAAAGUUCAGUGCUCCAGUGCUCCAGUGUCAGCUCUGAGGUUAAGGCAAGGCUUUGUUUGUGGCUGUAUUCAGCCUCAGUCUAGGACUAGAGUCAGGACUCAGAUGAUCAGGGUCAGGGCCAGGUCAGAGGUCAGCUUGGAACCACAGCUCAGUGUUUCGCCUACACUCAGGCUUAGCCCUAAAUUCUGGUCUCAGCGGGUACCUGAGGCCACCUUUCCCAAGGGCUCACACACCCAUAGGGCAGGUGAGAUGACUACCACAUGAGUCCCAGAAACCUGGCCUCUAUCUGCAUGACCCAGGACAUUGUAUGGGCCAGACUCAUGCCUGUUACAGUGGUCACCAGCCAUGGUGGAGGUGAAACUAGAAUCCAGGACUCCUGCCUCCAAGCCUGGGGCUCUGACUGUUGUUCCAAAGUCUGCUCUGACUCUGAGAUGCCUCCAUUUAAGAGGCAUAGCAAAUUUGUCUGAAUUCUAAUAGGCGCAGCUGGGUAGAUCUCAUUGUAUUUUUCCCACCUCCUGGUGCCAGGCACGUAGUAGGUACUCAGAACAUGUACCAUCAGGUGCAGGAGGAGAGGCCAGUGGUUUGUUCUGGUUUGGGGCUGGAGGAGGCUGGCUUGGUGGGGAAGGAUCUCUAGCCACUGUCAGAGGAAGUGGCACCCAUCUGGACCUGCCACCUCCCCCUCUCCUCCAGCGCCUGCAGCCCCACUCAGAGGCCACCCAGCUGGCCAUAUCAGGGCCCUUUCCUCUUUUGGGGUAAUAAAAGGAAAGUACAUUUUUGGUAGAAAAGUCCCUCUUGCUCCCUGGGAAUCCCCGGUGGCCGGAUGGACUACGGGAUAUCCCAUAGGAAGCUGAAGGCGGAGCCUUGCCACUGCCCCGACCCCCAGCACAAUGCAGCCAGGCUCUCCCACGCUGCAUCAGCUGGCCCAUGGGGUGCCCCUGAGGUCAUUUCAUCCAGGCCCCUGCCUCUUGGCAGGCCUGCAGGAAGCUCCCGCCACCUCUCUAAUGGUCAACAAGAAGACAGAUGAGCACCUCUUUGGAGCCCAGGCCCAGAUCUCUGGCAUCCAUAGGUCCUGCCCCUGGACACCUGGCCCUCGGCCCAGCCGGGCCAUGGCGCUGUGCCUGAAGCAGGUGUUCGCCAAGGACAAGACGUUCCGGCCUCGGAAGCGCUUCGAGCCAGGCACACAGCGCUUUGAGCUAUAUAAGAAGGCGCAGGCCUCGCUCAAGUCGGGCCUGGACCUGCGCAGUGUGGUGAGGCUGCCGCCGGGGGAGAGCAUCGACGACUGGAUCGCAGUGCACGUGGUAGACUUCUUCAAUCGCAUCAACCUCAUCUACGGCACGAUGGCCGAGCGCUGCAGCGAAACCAGCUGCCCUGUCAUGGCCGGGGGGCCCCGCUACGAGUACCGCUGGCAGGACGAGCGCCAGUACCGGCGGCCCGCCAAGCUGUCGGCACCGCGCUACAUGGCCCUGCUCAUGGACUGGAUCGAGGGCCUCAUCAACGACGAGGACGUCUUUCCCACUCGCGUUGGAGUUCCCUUCCCCAAGAACUUCCAGCAGGUCUGCACCAAGAUCCUGACCCGCCUCUUCCGGGUCUUUGUCCACGUCUACAUCCACCACUUCGACAGCAUCCUCGGCAUGGGGGCCGAAGCACACGUCAACACCUGCUACAAGCACUUCUACUACUUCAUCCGCGAGUUCAGCCUGGUGGACCAGCGGGAGCUGGAACCAUUGAGGGAGAUGACAGAGCGUAUCUGUCACUGAGCCCAAGCCUGGAGUCGCUGCCUGUCAGAUGGACCAUCUGAACACAGAGUCACUGGGGAGGGGACCCUCAGGAGUCUGGUGGUAGAGGACCCUGAAGUCCCUGGGACCCCUCCACACACACAGAGCCCCUGGACUUGUGGUUCUCUGGCAUCUGCCCACAUGCCCCCUGACUGCUUAUGGAUGGAGAAGGGGAGAGCAAAAGGUGGGCAAACAGAAGGAAAGAAGGAGCUACAUCUCCACGUGAUGUCCAAGGGUGCAAUAGGCUAGGGUUCUGCUCCAGGACUUACCCCUUUGGUGGUGGUUCCCACGCCUAUGUGGGGAAUGUGGAUGUGGCUGAGUUAGCAAGAAACAUACAAGAGCGGAAGCAAGCUGUGUGUGAAUAAGUGCAGAUGACUCUCUGUGAGUGUGUGAUUCUCACUGUGGGGUAUGUGUGUAAGAGCUGGCUGCUGUACCCUCCCUGGUACAUAGUAGGCCCUCCCUAUGUGUUAGGUCAGUGGUUGAAUGAAAGGAAGGAAGUAGGGAUUGAGACCACCAGACCAUGACCACUGUAGGAGUGACGACAGGUCAGUGCCCCCACUCAGUGUGUCUGACCACGUGUGUAAGUGCACAAAAUAUGAUGUAGAUGUAGCUCUGUAUUUGAACUUUCAGGCUACCAUCUUCCAUAAGCAUGAGUUCUGGGGAGCAAAGGAACAUAAGAAGGGAGUCUUGCCCUGAGUACCUAAAUCCUUGGCCCCCCACAGACAGAGAUUCUGAUUUGCUCACCCGGAGAUGCCCAGGAGCUGUCAUUUCACUCAUCCUUCUGCCUCCAGGAAAGUUUGAUUAUAGACAGCCUCUUGAGGGCUGGGGACUAUCCCUUAUGUCCACAUAGGUCCUCUGGUCCUUAAAGUGGGAAUCAUACACUCCAGUCUAGCUCCCGGAAUCUAUAGACUUGGCUCUCAGGAUCUGAAGCCCAGCACAAGAUAAUCCUCCAAACCAAGGAGCUAGUGAACUUGAAUUCAGAAACCCCAGAGAAUUGUCUCCCAUCCCAGGGCAGUGAAGACGUAUUGCUAGUGAAUGGACUCUUCCAAGCUUGGAAAGCCCCCAUUGUGCAAGGACCUGCCUCCUGCCCAGCCAUCCCCGAGACAUUCCAGCUGGUUGGAUAGCUGUCCACAGAGAACCUAGGAUGUUCGUUUGACACUCCAUUACGCCACACUGCCACGUGCAGCCCUGUGCCCAGACCCACAGGUGAGGAAACUGAGGCAGGGGAUGGAGAGCCAGGAUGGAGAGCCAGAAAGGGCUUGAGGAUCCCUGAGGAUCAUCCAGUCUUACAGAAAAAUCUGUGUACAUAGGAGGAAGCCGAAGCUCACACAGCAAGGCUUUUGUGGAGCUGGAGUAGAAACCAGGAGUCCUGACUCCCACCCCAGAGCAUGUGGAUUGCUGCAUAGGGAUAUGAGCUGCAUGGGGAAGAAGGGCUUGACAGCCGCUCUCUAGGGCACAACUGUUCCUGCUUUGAGCAAGGAUUUCUCAUGAAUGCCACAGUGCCCCACAGCCCCUCGGGUCUGCUGGAGCUGUAUCCUGAGCCAAGCCUCCAAAAUUAUGCCCCUCUCCGUGGCCCUGCAGCUGGCUGAUCUCUGAAGAAGCAGAUGGGGCUCCUGGGGCCUGCCAGCUGGACCUGGGACCGCUGCCUCUGGAGAAGUUCCCAAGGGAAACACUGACCCAGCAGCUUUGCCAGAGGCUUUGGGGUGCGGUGGGGUCCAGGGGUCAGAGAUUCCCUCAGAUUCCCUGUAGAUUGGAAGAUGGGUUCUAGGCUGCGGCCAGUGCUCACUGGGAAGGGGUGGGAGACGGGAAAUCUAUUUUUGUGAAACAGAGGGAAGAGUUUAUUAUUGUUAUUUUUGGUAAAAUAAAGGAGGCAAACUAAA
This is a messenger RNA of Nyctereutes procyonoides (raccoon dog), 4723 nucleotides long. It is a transcript of the gene MOB3C, whose product is annotated as MOB kinase activator 3C. NCBI's taxonomy places the organism in Eukaryota, Metazoa, Chordata, Mammalia, Carnivora, Canidae. Gene Ontology annotation, biological process: positive regulation of protein phosphorylation; signal transduction. The coding region runs from base 1956 to 2825 and encodes 289 amino acids. Gene Ontology annotation, molecular function: protein kinase activator activity. Gene Ontology annotation, cellular component: cytoplasm; nucleus. The transcript has 4 exons. The record is from RefSeq and is a predicted model, not a curated record.